AAUGCCAUUCUCCAUCCCUAGUCUUCAAUCCCAGAGUCUCAUUUUUCUUGUUUUUAUUUUUAAUUUUACUUGUUCACUAUUAGAUUGUACCUAUAUAUGUGUGGAGGGUACCUCUAAUGCCUUUAGCCGCUGUCGGUGUGUGAAGCAUGGCCUCACCUUUACGUCGUUAGUUUGACUAAAAAGAACUGGCCCUCAAGUUCUGAGCUAACUCCCACUUCCAUAAACAAACUUCUAAAGACAAGUUCCAAAAAGAAAAGCUAUAGAACGGCUUAGAUUUAAUAUUCAAGAAUUGUGCAUUUAUCUUUCUUUUAGUAAAGCAUACAUCAAACAAAUGGCUACAGGUGCCACUAAUACACUGAUGAAUAAAGACAUCAUUUAAAUAUUUGGGAGCCCGUAACCUAACAAGUUUAACGCAAAUAGGUUUUGGUUUUGCAUCCCCUUCUGGCUGCAAAAUUGAGUGUAUUUUUUGCUGUUGGACGUUCCUUUUGAGGUACCUUGGGAAAGUCAUUGAAUAAAGGAGAUGCAGAGUUAUCAGGAAAGGCCUUUCCUCCCUAAGCUUAAUGGCUUUCAUUCUUAAACUCUUCCUCAUCAUUUUGACUGAGACUUCUUCAGGUAGUCUCAGUUUUUUCUAUGGUUUCACCGAGAUUUACUUUUAUAAAUCAUUUCGUAAAUAUUUGUUGAGCAUUUAUACUAUACUAUAUCAAACUUUGGAGAUAGAGCAGUGCCAAAAAGACAGGCUCCUGUCCAAAAGCAGCGAGGAAGACAGAGGCCAAACAAAAUUAAGGAUGAUCAUGUCCAGAAUUCAUAACAUAAAAAGAUCUCUUAUACCUCAGAUGUCUUGUUUGACAAGUGAACAUUAUAAACAGCUGGAUUUUCUGCCUGACAAACUAAGAGAAAAGCUGCUUCCUUUCCAGAAAGAUGGCAUCACUUUUGCCCUCAGAAGGAAUGGCAGGUGCAUGAUAGCUGAUGAAAUGGGUCUAGGAAAGACAAUCCAGGCAAUUGCCAUCGCUUACUUCUAUAAGGAGGAAUGGCCUCUUUUAAUAGUGGUCCCUUCAUCUCUGAGGUACCCUUGGACGGAAGAAAUAGAGAAAUGGAUUCCAGAGCUAGGUCCAGAAGAAAUCAAUGUUAUUCAGAAUAAAACUGAUGUUGGGAGAAUAUCGAUCAGCAAAGUGACAGUUCUGGGUUAUGGUCUUUUAACGACAGAUGCAGAGGCUUUGGUAGAUGCACUGAAUAAUCAGAACUUUAACGUAGUGAUAGUGGAUGAAUCACACUACAUGAAGUCCAGAAAUGCAACUCGCAGCAAGAUUUUAUUGCCAAUAGUACAGAAAGCCAAAAGAGCUAUACUUCUUACAGGAACUCCAGCUUUGGGAAGGCCCGAAGAGCUCUUCAUGCAAAUUGAAGCUCUCUUUCCACAAAAAUUUGGAACAUGGACUGACUAUGCCAAAAGAUACUGUAAUGCACAUAUCAGAUAUUUUGGUAAAAGGUCUCAGUGGGAUUGUAGAGGGGCGUCAAAUCUCAGUGAACUGCAUCAGCUAUUAAGUGACAUAAUGAUUAGAAGGUUAAAGACUGAAGUUUUAACCCAGCUGCCCCCUAAAAUCAGACAGCGUAUUCCAUUUGAUCUUCCAUCAGCAGCAGCCAAGGAAUUGAAUACCAGCUUUGAAGAGUGGGAAAAAUUAAUGAGAGCUCCAAAUCCGGGUGCCACUGAGACUGUUAUGGGGUUGAUUACUCACAUAUUUAAACAAACUGCUAUUGCCAAGGCAGGUGCUGUAAAGGAUUAUAUUAAGAUGAUGCUUCACAACGAUUCACUUAAAUUUCUGGUUUUUGCUCACCAUUUAAACAUGCUCCAAGCUUGCACAGAAGCAGUCAUAGAAAACAAGACUCGUUAUGUUAGGAUAGAUGGAAGUGUUCCAUCUUCAGAAAGAAUAUAUCUGGUUAAUCAGUUUCAAAAGGAUCCUGAGACUCGUGUGGCUAUCCUAAGCAUUCAGGCUGCUGGGCAGGGUUUGACAUUUACUGCUGCAACUCAUGUUGUAUUUGCUGAAUUGUACUGGGACCCUGGGCAUAUAAAACAAGCAGAAGACCGUGCUCACCGAAUUGGACAGUGCAGUUCUGUGAAUAUUCACUACCUUAUUGCAAAUGGGACUCUGGAUACCAUUAUGUGGGGAAUGUUGAAUCGCAAGGCUCAGGUCACCGGGAGCACAUUGAAUGGUAGGAAGGAGCAACUUCAGGCUGAGGAAGGUGAUAAGGAAAAAUGGGAUUUCCUGCAGUUUGCAGAGGCUUGGACUCCAAGUGGAAGUUCCGAAGAGCUCAGGAAUGAAGUUUUGUUCACUCAUUUUGAAAAAGAAAAACAGCAUGAUAUUCGAUCAUUCUUUUUACCAAAACCCAAGAAAAGUCAAUUGGUGACCUCCUGUGAUGAACCAAGGACAUUCCAGGAGAAAAAUACUGUAGCACCAGCAGACUCUGGGAAAAUAUCUACAAGAGGUAUCAUUGAUUACGAAAACAGUUUUGAACCUGAGGCUAAAAGAUUGAAGUCAGUCACCACCGAUGACCACUGCAGUCUCCCACAGGAGAAACCAUCCGGGCCCAGGCAAACCCAAGCUCUAGCCCCGGCAACCAGCCCUCCCCUUCCUGGAAAGGGUUGGCAGUGUGGCUUCUGCACCUAUAUCAAUAGCUCCAUGUUACCUUAUUGUGAAAUGUGUGAGAAUCCUCAAGGCAGUGCUGAUAGCCUCAACUAUAUCCAGGAUAAAAGCCAAAAUGAAAAAGAUGACUCUCAGAAAGACACCUCCAAAAAAGUUUGGACUAGUUCUGAUUGUGAAAAACAAGUCCUUGCACAUUCAGAACCUGAACUGUUGGCUGAGAGUAAGGAAGAAGCAUCAGAAGUCAAGAAUGAAGAUGGACUCACACCCCAGCCAAGCGAUGAACAGUUGAAGAGUUCAGACACUCUGCCAGUGUAUGAUACCUUAACAUUUUGUGCAAGUAAGAAUACUGACCGGAUUCACCUCUAUACUAAGGAUGGAAACCGGAUGAACUGUAAUUUCAUUCCUUUGGAUAUAAAAUUAGACCUGUGGGAGGAUUUACCAGCAAGCUUUCAGCUGAAACAAAAUCGUUCCUUGAUUUUGAGGUUUGUUCGAGAGUGGAAUAGUCUAACUGCUAUGAAGCAAAGAAUAAUCAGGAAAAGCGGGCAGUUGUUCUGCAGCCCAGUUCUUGCUUUGGAAGAGAUCACAAAGCAACAAACCAAACAAAAUAGUACAAAAAGAUACAUAACCAAAGAAGAUGUUGCUAUAGCCUCGAUGGACAAGGUGAAGAAAGAUGGGGGCCAUGUCCGUCUGAUCACCAAGGAGGCCAGUCCACAGGAUGUUUCUACAAAAAAGUUUUUUGAAGAUGGAGCCUGUGUCCCAUUUCUAAAUCCCUGUAUAGCUCAAGCUGAUCUCACUGUGAAACCUUCUGCAUCCAAAGGCUAUUUGCAAGCCGUGAAUAAUGAAGGAAAUCCACUUUGCCUUCACUGUCAGCAACCCACCUGCCAAACUAAGCAAGAAUGUAAAGUGAAUGCUUGGAAUUCACGGUUUUGCUCUCUAAAAUGUCAGGAGGAGUUUUGGACUCGUUCUAAUAACAGUUACUUGCGAGCCAAAGUAUUUGAAAUUGAACAUGGUGUGUGUCAGCUAUGUAAUAUGAAUGCUCAAGAACUCUUUUUACGUCUGAGAGAUGCUCCUAAAAGUCAACGGAAGAAUCUUCUGGAUGUUACCUGGACUUCAAAGCUCCCUUUAGAACAGCUUAAUGAAAUGAUAAGAAACCCGGCGGAAGGGCAUUUCUGGCAGGUGGACCACAUCAAGCCAGUGUUCAGUGGAGGAGGGCAGUGCUUCCUGGACAACCUGCAGACUCUCUGCACAGUCUGUCACAGAGAGAGAACUGCCAGACAAGCCAAGGAAAGAAGCGAGGUGCGAAGACAAUCUCUAGCAUCAAAACAUGGAUCUGACAUCACACGAUUUUUGGUAAAGAAAUGAAAUAUAAAACAUUUUGAAUGGAUGACAAAGGGUUUACAUGUGGAAGAAUUUAACACAGAUUUUUUUUCACAUUUAAUAUUUUGAGUAAAAAAUUUUAGAACAAAAAAAAUCACGAAUUCAACUUUUUAAUAGUAAAUGCUUUUAGUGUUCAGUGCCUUAAAGAACUUAACAGAGACAGAUACAGUACUAAAUAUUUCUGUGAUCUUGAUUUCAUGCAGACUCUCAAUUAUGUUUCAGUAAAGUUUCGUUAAGCUUUCAUUUCCCGCUACUAUACCUUAAUCAUGGCAUUAUACAUAGAUUGUAUUUGAAAAAUAUAUUCUCAAUUACUUGAAAAAUGCUGCUGGAUUAGAAUUGGUUUGGAUUACUGUGUGUAUAAAUGGAACCUUGCAAAACCAUUAGGAAAAUUUCAGAAGCAAAUCAUUAUUUAAGAAUACGGGGCCAAGUGUGACCAGCCUGCCUAGUAUCCAAGAGGGACUUUUGUUCACUAAAUGCCUCCAAAAUGGGCUUGGGCUACACAUUUUGGGUGUUUUCUGUUUCAUUUCUUAGCCAGUUGUCUUUAUUGAAAUGAAGUUUUAAAAAUAAGCUAGUCAGAACUAUGGUAUUUGUAGACAAUUCAGGGGUUCUGGGUAAAGUAACUGUUUAAAAAUUGAAAACAUAAAAUAUAAAAUCCCACUUAAACUUCUAUUUUUAGUUUGUUUUCAUGCAUAAAACUAGACUUACUGUCAAAGCACCCUUUGUCUCCUGGUUAUCAUUUUCUGUUUUUAAAAUCCUGUCUUAUUAAGUUUAGUCCUAGUACCUCUUUUAAAAGGAGUGAUGAUGAUAAAACACUUUAUAUUAAAGCAUGAACAGAUGAAGAUAUAUGUUAAAAAAUCAAAAUGUAAUUGAUAUAAAAAAGUAAAAAGGUGAUGAUGAAACAAAACCAGAGCUUAAUCCUAUAGUAUGUCAGAAUCAUGAAAUCAAAGAAUCAGGACUACACAAAAUACAGGUCAAGGAAGAAUUAUGUUCACAAAAGACCUAUUUGUAAAUACUGUAUGGAUGUAAACCUUAUUAGUCUAAGCACUUUCCACUGUUAAUUAGUAGCCAGUGUUUUAUAACAUAGAGGGCUUGUUUUUAGAAAGAUUAAAUACUCAUGAACAUUUCUUCCAGAGUUUUUAUUAAAUUUAUAUCUAUUUCAUUGUA
Messenger RNA from Pteropus alecto (black flying fox), 5177 nucleotides. It is a transcript of the gene ZRANB3, whose product is annotated as zinc finger RANBP2-type containing 3. The transcript is spliced from 21 exons. Gene Ontology annotation, cellular component: nuclear replication fork. Gene Ontology annotation, molecular function: zinc ion binding; nucleic acid binding; endonuclease activity. Gene Ontology annotation, biological process: replication fork processing; DNA repair. The record is from RefSeq and is a predicted model, not a curated record. Bases 561 to 3998 code for a protein of 1145 amino acids. NCBI's taxonomy places the organism in Eukaryota, Metazoa, Chordata, Mammalia, Chiroptera, Pteropodidae.